GGAGCAAAGAGAGAAAGGGGGUCUGCAGAGCAGACUUCAUCACAAUCUUUCAAAGAAGAGGGCUGAGCUGAUAGUCUACUCACUAAUCAUAUUCUUCAGAUAUAUAUCGUAUCUCUUAGAUAGUUUAGUUUACAGUCAGUUGCAGAAGAAAUGUCUACCAUCGUUGUAGCACUCCUGGUUUUCCUGACUAUCCAUGGAGCCUCAGGUAUCAGUCCUAGAUGCCAAUGCCUCUUUAAGGAGAAAAGGCCAAUUGGACGUUUCAUAAGCACAGUGGAGAUUUACCCUGCAAACUCCUACUGCAAAAGCACUGAGAUUAUUGCUACUCUCAAGAAGGAGGGGCAAAAGAUUUGUCUGGACCCCAAUGCUCCAUGGGUCAAACAAGUGCUUAAAAGUAAAAAGAUUACGCAGACACCUUGAAGAAUAUACCUUCCCUGAUUUGGCUAAGAUGGACAGAGGAUAGACACAUGGAAAAUAGAAGCACAGACUGCAGUUAUAGAACAUAAACUGGGUUUUGUUUGAAGGUGUAGAAGCAGGAUUGUUUAUACCCGUUUUCACUUUACAGCACUUAACUGUGUUCUCUUAUUAUUGAUGUGAACUAUCUGUGUUUGUAUUUCCUUAAAAAUAUAUCCUUAUAUACAUUACAUGUUCAUUUAUUAAUACAUUGUGGGGAUAAACCUUAUUAACUAACGGUAAGGAGGGACUAGAUAGUGGGCAAUGAGGACAGAG
Molecule: messenger RNA, 726 nt
Organism: Haplochromis burtoni (Burton's mouthbrooder)
Lineage: Eukaryota; Metazoa; Chordata; Actinopteri; Cichliformes; Cichlidae
Product: C-X-C motif chemokine 10
Exons: 4
Coding region: 151-417 (88 amino acids)
Biological process (GO): neutrophil chemotaxis; cellular response to lipopolysaccharide; antimicrobial humoral immune response mediated by antimicrobial peptide
Cellular component (GO): extracellular region
Molecular function (GO): chemokine activity; CXCR chemokine receptor binding
Source: RefSeq, a predicted model, not a curated record